GAUUAGAAGGAUUACGAGCAGCAAUAUUUAAGCAGACAGAGAUGAUUUCAAGUGGCAAACUGCUGCAGAUGUAUAAAGAGUGACAGAGAAGAUAUUUUCUUUUUAUUUUCAAAUAACAAGAGAUUUACAGCAGGAGUCUGUGCUACACCUGGCGGAAGAUGCAGUUGGUUGUCUUUGUGGUGGUGCUAGCCCUGGGGAAGGGAUGCUUCAGCUGCCACCUGAAAAACGUCAGCAUCCCUAUGGAGAGAUGCGGUCAGAAAGUGUGCAUCCACACCACAAUCUGUGAAGGGCUGUGCUACUCUCAGGACCCUGUCUUUGAAAGCCCUGAAGAGGCACCUGAGCAUAAGAUCUGCAAAGGGGACUGGUCCUACGAGGUGAAAAACAUCGAGGGGUGUCCGGGAAGCAUCACUUACCCCGUGGCUACAAAAUGCAACUGUUCCACAUGCAACACAGAGGACACAUACUGCGGCCGCUUUUAUGGCCACAUACCCAGCUGUUAAACUACUCCUUAGGUCAGCAAACGUAUACUUAUUAUUGUACCUCUUUGUCUGACACUGAAAUAAAAAAAGAUACUGCUCAUAUUUCUGUUUAUUUUUUCUUUAUGAACACCAAUUGUUUUAAAGUGCCUUAAACCAGAAUGAUUGGCCUGGUGCUUUAUCAUCAUCAGAAGUAAGAGAUUGAAUGUCCGAGUAUCGGUUUCACCUUUCCUCCCAAACAAGGUGACCAACUCUGAAAGUGCCGUAAUUCUACUGGUCAGUUUUUCAUUCUGGCAAAAUGGUUCACAGAAGGGAAAAUAAAAAAGGCUUGCCUCUUUUUGACAGGUGGAAAUGAAAAUAUACGGCCUGCAGUAUUUCUAAAAGCUCCACUGGAGUCCCUGUUCCUCACUGGCUCUUCUCCAGGGGUGCCGCUAAAUGCAGAAACAGCUUAGUAAGCCCAAAACAUGUAUAUCUGUAAUGAACUUGAAACUUCCCUGGAAUACAGCAUUGCUUUGGUAGAUUUUUAUGCUUAGCAGAAAAAGCUUCUUUUCGGGUCGUGUAAAUUAACGGUAUAGCAAGUUAUUACUGCUCUAAAUAAAAAAUCAUAUUUCA
This is a messenger RNA of Xiphophorus hellerii (green swordtail), 1088 nucleotides long. RefSeq names its product follicle stimulating hormone subunit beta (gene fshb). Gene Ontology annotation, biological process: G protein-coupled receptor signaling pathway. The record is from RefSeq and is a predicted model, not a curated record. Gene Ontology annotation, cellular component: cytoplasm; extracellular region. NCBI's taxonomy places the organism in Eukaryota, Metazoa, Chordata, Actinopteri, Cyprinodontiformes, Poeciliidae. Bases 159 to 500 code for a protein of 113 amino acids. Gene Ontology annotation, molecular function: hormone activity. The transcript has 3 exons.